This is a messenger RNA of Boleophthalmus pectinirostris (great blue-spotted mudskipper), 8724 nucleotides long. It is a transcript of the gene flncb, whose product is annotated as filamin C, gamma b (actin binding protein 280). The record is from RefSeq and is a predicted model, not a curated record. Bases 1 to 7965 code for a protein of 2654 amino acids. The transcript has 49 exons. Gene Ontology annotation, molecular function: actin filament binding. Gene Ontology annotation, biological process: actin cytoskeleton organization. NCBI's taxonomy places the organism in Eukaryota, Metazoa, Chordata, Actinopteri, Gobiiformes, Gobiidae.
AUGCAGGAUGAUUCUAAAGCCAUCGUAGAUGGGAACCUAAAGCUAAUCUUAGGUCUAAUCUGGACCCUGAUCCUCCACUACUCUAUCUCCAUGCCCAUGUGGGACGAUGAAGAUGAUGAAGAUGCCAAGAAGCUAACCCCAAAACAGCGUCUGCUGGGCUGGAUCCAGAACAAAGUGCCUCAACUCCCCAUAACUAACUUCCACAGAGACUGGAGGGAUGGCAAGGCCUUGGGAGCUCUGGUGGAUAACUGUGCCCCAGGUCUAUGUCCGGACUGGGAAACUUGGGAUCCCAGUCAGCCUGUGGAGAAUGCCAGAGAGGCCAUGCAGCAGGCUGAUGACUGGCUUGGAGUGCCACAAGUCAUUGCUCCUGAAGAAAUUGUUGAUCCUAAUGUGGAUGAGCAUUCAGUCAUGACCUACCUGUCCCAGUUCCCUAAAUCUAAAUUGAAGCCUGGUGCUCCACUGAAAGCAAAGACACUGCAUCCCAAAAGGGCCAAAGCAUAUGGGCCAGGUAUUGAGCCAUUAGGAAAUAUGGUUUUGAAGCCUGCAGAGUUUUUGGUUGAGACUGUGGAGGCUGGACUGGGAGAGGUUCUAGUCUAUGUAGAAGACCCAGAGGGACACACUGAAGAGGCCAGAGUUAUCCCAAACAAUGACAAGAACAGAUCCUAUUCUGUGGUAUAUCUGCCCAAAGUUGAGGGACUGCAUAAGGUAAAGGUGUUGUUUGCUGGACAAGACAUAGACAGAAGUCCUUUCAUGGUUACAGUGUCAAAAGCCAUGGGUGACCCCACCAGAGUCCAGGCUCGAGGGCCGGGACUUCAGCCAGCAGGCAAUGUAGCCAACAAGCCCACAUACUUUGACAUUUACACAGCAGGAGCCGGAGCUGGAGAUGUGGGCGUCAUUAUUGUGGACUCUAAUGGACGCAGAGACACAGUGGAGAUAGUUCUAGAGAACAAAGGGGACAGUAUUUUCCGCUGCACCUAUGUUCCUGUUUUAGAAGGAGCCCACACAGUUUAUGUGACUUUUGCUGGACAACAGAUUCCUAAAAGUCCAUUCACUGUUCAUAUCUCUGAAGUUUCACAGAGAAGCCCCUCAGCUGGGUCCCCUGUGCAGGCUAUGCCUGAGUCUGUGCGCACUCCACCCUCAGACAAGACCAGAAGAGCUCCCCCUCCAACCCCUCCCAAACCCAGGCGACCAACUUGUAAUCCAAAUGCCUGCCGGGCGUCUGGCAGAGGUCUGCAGCCAAAGGGUGUGAGAGUCAAAGAAGUGGCAGAUUUCAAAGUUUACACAAAAGGAGCUGGCAGCGGCGAGCUCAAAGUCACUGUGAAAGGACCAAAUUGGCUGGAUGAACCGGUCAAGGUGUUGGAGUUGGAGAAUGGGCUGUAUGAAUGUAACUAUUAUCCCGUCAACACUGGCAAAUACAUAGUUACAAUCACCUGGGGAGGACACAGCAUACCUCGCAGCCCGUUUGAGGUGUAUGUCAGUGAGGAGGCUGGCCCUCAGAAAGUACGUGCUUGGGGUCCUGGUCUGGAAACAGGCAUGGUGGGGAAAAGUGCUGACUUUGUGGUAGAAGCCAUUGGUAUGGAGGUUGGAACGCUUGGUUUCUCCAUUGAGGGGCCAUCUCAAGCCAAGAUAGAGUGUGAUGAUAAAGGGGAUGGCUCUUGUGAUGUGCGCUAUUGGCCCACUGAAGCUGGGGACUAUGCUGUGCAUGUCAUAUGUGACGAUGAGGACAUUAAAGACAGUCCCUUCAUGGCACAUAUUCUCCCAGCUGCUUCCAGCAUCUUUCCGGAAAAGAUAAAUUGCUAUGGCCCAGGUCUGGAACCAAUAGGCUGUAUUGUCAGCAAACCUGCCGAAUUUACUAUUGAUACACAUGGAGCUGGUGGUGGAGAAUUGAAGUUAUAUGCACAGGAUGCAGAAGGCUUUCCAAUUGACAUACAGAUCACAGAUAAUGGUGAUGGCACCUACUUUUGUGUCUACAUUCCUACAAAGCCCAUUAAACACACAAUAAUCAUAACAUGGGGUGAAGUCAAUGUCCCCAGAAGUCCCUUCAGGGUGACUAUUGGUGAAGGCAGUCACCCAGAGAAUGUAAAAGUGUAUGGUCCAGGGGUUGAACAAUUUGGACUAAAGUCUAAUGAACCGACUUAUUUCACUGUGGACUGCAGUGAGGCCGGACAGGGUGAUGUCAGCAUUGGGAUUAAGUGUGCCCCUGGUGUGGUUGGUCCUGUAGAGGCUGAUAUCGACUUUGAUAUAAUUAAAAAUGACAAUGACACAUUUACCGUGAAGUAUAUUCCUCCGGGUCCUGGACAAUACACCAUUAUGGUUCUGUUUGCUGAUCAGGAAAUCCCCAUCAGCCCUUUCAGAAUAAAAGUAGAUCCUUCUCAUGAUGCAGCAAAGGUCAGAGCUGAGGGACCAGGACUCAACAAGAUAGGAGUUGAAGUAGGAAAACCGACUCACUUUAACAUUUAUACGAAAGGAGCAGGAAAAGCUAUUCCUGACGUGUACUUUUCUGGGACAGUAAAGGGUGAAGCCGUGCGUGACUUUGAGAUCAUUGACAACCAUGACUACUCUUACACAGUCCGCUACACUGCUAUCCAACAGGGUAACAUGUCUAUCACAGUGUGUCAUGGUGGAGACCCCAUCCCUAAGAGCCCAUUUAACAUCAGUGUGGCUCCUCCUCUAGACCUCAACAAGGUCAAAGUCCAAGGUCUAAAUAACAAAGUGGACGUUGGGAAGGAUCAGGAGUUCACAGUUUGCACUAGAGGAGCUGGAGGUCAAGGGAAACUAGAUGUGAAAAUAACUUCUCCAUCGCGACGGCCAAUCCCAUGCAAACUUGAGUCUGGCUCCAGCAAUGAAACAUACACAGUAAAGUACAUCCCACCAGAGGAGGGCACCUACAGAAUGGACAUCUCUUAUGACGGGAACCCGAUUCCAGGUAGCCCCUUUUCUGUGGAAGGUGUCAUGCCUCCUGAUCCUUCAAAGGUGCGAGCCUAUGGUCCUGGACUUGAAGGCGGUGUGGUGGGUAAACCUGCACCAUUUGCCAUUGACACAAAAGGAGCUGGAACAGGGGGUCUUGGUCUGACAGUGGAGGGGCCAUGUGAAGCUAAGAUUGAAUGUCAGGAUAAUGGAGAUGGGUCCUGCUCGGUAUCCUACCUGCCCACUGAGCCUGGAGAAUACUCCAUCAACAUAUUGUUUGCAGACCAGCACAUCCCUGGGUCCCCCUUCAAAGCAACUGUGCAGCCAGUGUUUGACCCCAGCAAGGUGACCGCCAGUGGUCCAGGCCUGGAGCGGGGCAAAGUUAAUGAGGAUGGCUUCUUUACUGUGGACUGUUCAAAAGCUGGAGAGGCAGAGCUCACCAUUGAAAUCAUCUCAGACUCUGGGGCCAAAGCUGAGGUCCAUGUGCAGAACAACAGUGAUGGCACAUACUCCAUCACAUACAUCCCACAGUUUCAGGGAAUGUACACCAUUACCAUCAAAUAUGGAGGACAAUCUGUGCCAAACUUCCCCACACGAUUGCAAGUGGAUCCAGCCAUUGACACCAGUGGCAUCAUGGUGUACGGACCAGGAGUCGAACCUAGAGGCCUGUUGAAGGAAGUAACAACACAUUUUACUGUAGAUGCCAGAGUUAAUUGUAAAACUGGGGGAAACCACAUCAAGGUGGGCAUCUCGAAUCCCUCGGGCAUCACCACAGAUGCCUUCAUUACAGACAAAGGUGAUGGCACUUACAGAGUGGAGUAUACGCCAUAUGAAGAUGGUUUGCAUCUAAUUGAAGUGUUGUAUGACGACGUGCCAGUGCCCAACAGUCCGUUCAGAGUUGUCGUUACUGAGGGUUGUGACCCCAGUCGAGUGCGCUCUUACGGCCCUGGUCUGGAAGAGGGACUUGUGAACAAACCAAACCGUUUUACUGUGGAGACUAGGGGGGCUGGUACUGGAGGUUUGGGCUUAGCCAUAGAGGGUCCCUCUGAAGCAAAGAUGUCAUGUAAGGACAACAAAGAUGGCAGCUGCAGUGUGGAGUACAUCCCCUUUACCCCUGGAGAAUAUGAUGUCAACAUUACCUUUGGAGGACUGCCUAUCCCAGGGAGUCCAUUUCGGGUGCCUGUGAGGGAGGUGGUGGAUCCAAGUAAAGUCCGGUGCUCAGGUCCAGGACUUGGAAAUGGGGUCCGGGCCCAGGUUCCGCAGACCUUCACUGUUGACACUAGCAAAGCUGGGAUGGCCCCAUUAGAGGUUCUCUUGUAUGGGCCAACAGGUCUUACAGAACCAGUGAGCAUCACAGACAAUGGGGAUGGAACUUACACAGUGAACUACACACCUGCCCUUGAUGGUCCAUACACAGUGUGUGUCAAAUACGCUGACCAGGAAGUCCCUCGCAGCCCUUUCAAAAUAAAAACACUGCCGGCUCAUGAUGCCAGUAAAGUUCGUGCUAGUGGUCCGGGACUGAAUUCAUCAGGAGUCCCAGCCAGUUUACCUGUGGAGUUCACUAUUGAUGCUAGGGAUGCAGGCGAGGGACUGCUCACUGUUCAGAUAUUGGAUCCUGAGGGGAAACCCAAGAAGGCAAAUAUAAGAGACAACCGGGAUGGGACCUAUACAGUCUCUUAUGUCCCUGACAUGACUGGGCGCUACACCAUCACUAUCAAAUAUGGAGGAGAUGAGAUUCCUUAUUCACCAUACCGUAUCCAUGCCAUUCCCACAGGAGACGCUAGCAAAUGUCUGGUCACAGUGUCUAUUGGGGGGCAUGGACCAGGUUCAGGAGUAAGCCCGACCAUUCAGAUUGGUGAGGAGACAGUCAUCACUGUGGAUGCAAAGGCUGCUGGGAAAGGCAAAGUGACUUGUAAAGUGUCCACUCCUGAUGGUGCUGAGCUGGAUGUAGAUGUGGUGGAGAAUGCAGACGGGACCUUUGACAUUUACUACACAGCACCAGAGCCAGGGAAAUAUGUGAUCACAAUCCGAUUUGGAGGGGAACACAUCCCCAACAGCCCCUUCCAUGUGGUGGCCUGUGAAACUAUACCAAUGAUUGAAGAACCAUGUGACAAGCUUCAAAUGCAUCCGCCCUACUCUCCUUAUUUGGGCUUAUCCCCUUCAUGGGCCACUGAUGAUCCCAUCAGUGUUGGGGAUGGGAUGGAGGCUGUGCUCCGCCCCUUCAGCCUAGUAAUUCCUUUCACUGUGCAAAAGGGAGAGAUUACAGGUGUUGUGCGGAUGCCCUCUGGUCGAACUGCCUGCCCCUAUAUCACGGACAACAAAGAUGGAACUGUAACUGUGAAAUACUCUCCUACUGAAAAAGGCCUGCACGAGAUGGACAUCAGAUAUGAUGGAAAUCACAUCCCAGGAAGUCCACUCCAAUUUUAUGUGGACGCCAUUAACAGUGGUCAUGUCACAGCUUAUGGUCCUGGUCUAAGUCAUGGUAUGGUGAACAGACCAGCUGCUUUCACCAUUGUUACUAAGGAUGCAGGGGAAGGUGGUCUAUCACUGGCUGUGGAAGGUCCCUCUAAAGCAGAAAUAAGCUGUAAAGACAACAAAGAUGGAACAUGCACCGUCUCCUACUUACCCACUGCACCCGGGGACUACAACAUUAUUGUCAAGUUUGAUGAUAAACACAUCCCGGGCAGCCCCUUCACUGCUAAGAUCACAGGAGAUGACUCAAUGAGAAUGUCUCAGCUGAAUGUUGGCACAGCUACAGAUGUGUCCCUAAAGAUCACAGAGACAGACUUAAGCAGUUUGACCACAAGUAUUAGAGCUCCAUCUGGAAAUGAGGAACCCUGUCUGCUCAAAAGACUGCCCAACCGCCACAUUGGCAUUUCUUUCACGCCAAAAGAAGUGGGAGAACAUGUAGUGAGUGUGAAGAAGAAUGGAAAACAUGUGACCAACAGCCCAUUUAAAAUUAUGGUUGGACAAUCGGAGAUCGGUGACGCUAGCAAGGUCAAGGUAUAUGGCCAGGGCCUAGUGGAGGGCCACACUCUGGAAAUGGCAGAGUUCAUUGUUGAUACCAGAAAUGCAGGCUAUGGAGGUUUGGGGCUGUCUAUUGAAGGUCCCAGUAAAGUGGACAUUAACUGUGAGGAUGUGGAGGACGGGACAUGUAAGGUCACAUAUUGUCCCACUGAGCCUGGAAACUACAUCAUCAACAUUAAGUUUGCUGACCAGCAUGUUCCAGGAAGUCCAUUCACAGUAAAAGUGUUUGGAGAGGGUCGGAUGAAGGAAAGCAUCACCAGAAGGCGACAGGCUCCCUCUAUUGCCACUGUGGGUAGCACCUGUGACCUCAACCUUAAAAUACCAGGAAACUGGUUUCAGAUGGUUUCAGCUCAGGAGCGUGUGACCCGGACUUUCACUCGCAGCAGCCACACAUACACACGUACAGAGCGUACAGAGAUCAGUAAAACUCGUGGAGGUGAGACCAAGAGGGAGGUCCGAGUGGAGGAGAGCACCCAGGUGGGAGGGGAUCCCUUCAGGGACGUGUUUGGAGACUUCCUCGGCCGUGAUGCUCUGAGUGGAUUCAGCGGAAUGCCAGCUGGUAGCAGACCACCACUGCAGGAUGGUGAGGCUGCAAACCAGGAAAUGACAGCUCAGGUGACCAGUCCUAGCGGCAAAACUGAGGAGGCCGAGAUCAUCCGAGGAGAGGACAGCACAUACAGUGUCCGCUUCAUCCCUCAGGAAAUGGGACCUCACACAGUCAAUGUCAAAUACAGGGGGCAGCACGUCCCUGGCAGCCCCUUCCAAUUUACUGUGGGACCCCUGGGUGAGGGAGGGGCACAUAAAGUCCGGGCAGGGGGCACUGGUUUGGACAGAGGAGUGGCAGGGAUCCCAGCUGAGUUCAGUAUUUGGACCCGAGAGGCAGGAGCUGGCGGUUUGUCCAUUGCUGUGGAGGGACCCAGCAAGGCCGAGAUCACCUUUGAAGAUAGAAAGGAUGGAUCAUGUGGUGUGUCCUACGUAGUUCAGGAGCCUGGAGAUUAUGAGGUAUCUAUUAAAUUUAAUGAUGAGCACAUCCCAGAUUCUCCUUUUAUUGUCCCAGUUGCUACACUGUCAGAUGAUGCCCGUCGUCUCACAGUCACCAGUUUGCAGGAGAUGGGAUUGGUGGUGGGUCAGGAAGCCUCUUUUGCUGUACAACUGAAUGGAGUUAGAGGGCUAGUUGAUGCCAAGAUCCACACACCAUCUGGAGCUAUAGAAGAAUGCUAUAUUACAGAACUAGACAAAGACCAGUAUGCUAUCAGGUUUAUCCCCAGAGAAAAUGGAGUCCAUUCCAUUGAUGUGCGCUUCAAUGGCAGCCAUAUUCCUGGAAGUCCCUUUAAGAUCAGAGUAGGAGAUCUAGGGCAAGUUGGUGAUCCUGGAAUGGUGUCUGCUUUUGGGGCUGGAUUGGAGGGUGGUAUCACAGGUGUGCCAGCUGAGUUUGUCGUUAACACAUGUAAUGCGGGAGCAGGAGCCCUGUCCGUGACCAUUGAUGGCCCGUCCAAAGUGAAGAUGGACUGUCAGGAGUGUCCUGAGGGAUACAAGGUCUUCUACACGCCCAUGGCUCCAGGAAGCUACCUGAUCUCUAUUAAAUAUGGAGGACCUCAGCACAUUGUUGGUAGCCCAUUCAAAGCUAAAGUUACAGGGCCGCGUUUGUCUGGUGGCCAUAGUCUUCAUGAAACCUCCUCAGUUCUUGUGGAAACAGUCUCCAAGUCCUCAGCAGUGGGCGGGGGUUUCAACUCUUUGCCCAAAUUCUCUUCAGAUGCUACUAAGGUCAUCUCCAGAGGCGCAGGCCUUUCUAAAGCUUUUGUUGGUCAGAAGAAUGCAUUUACAGUGGACUGCAGCAAAGCAGGUACCAACAUGUUGAUGGUUGGUGUGCAUGGGCCAAAAACGCCGUGUGAGGAGGUGUAUGUGAAGCACAUGGGCAACAGGAUGUACAAUGUCACCUACACUGUCAAAGAGCAGGGCAGCUACAUCCUCAUAGUCAAGUGGGGUGAUGAGCACAUCCCAGGAAGCCCCUUUCAUGUUACUGUCCCUUAAAAUUCAUUUUUGGUCUUCUACUGAGACCCAAUGAACUCUAUUUUAUUCUCCCUGUGACUGUUAAUACUGCUGUAGGACUGCUGCCUCAGGUUCAGACACUGCACCGGUUUGUAGUGUCUGUCUGAUGGAAUUAACAUGUGGAUGAGCAUUCAUCAAUUUACUCAUUUCGAUUUGAACACAAGCCCUGUUCUCACAUCUACAAUACAAACCUGUUCAUAUCAGCAUUCCUGUCACAAGAUGAAUUCAUUUAAUUUAACCAACAACAGUGAAUGAUUGAGAAGAGGCAGUGACUACUCAUUAUAUGUAUAGUGAUAUUUUGAGUUUCACUGGGCUAAAAUAUUGCAUAGAUUCAGCCAAAUCAUAAAAUGUUCCUUAAUUUUUACAAACCUCUUCAAAUGAAUGUGGUAAAACCUGUGUGUAAACCAAUGAUCUUGAGCUGUGAUUUUAAUCAUCUAUUGAUUUUUUUAUUAUAUUUAUUUUCAAAACAUUUUUGACAGAAUGGUCUUAUAUGGAGAAUGUAAACUGAAUUUUCUGCUGAGGUGAAAGCUGAUGACAAAUACAUUUUUUAAGCUACAAGAAUACAAGUGUGCAAAGGCUUCACCUUAUUUUGGAAGUUAAAAAUGUGAUGUUGCAGCAGAAUUAUUAGAGAGUGACAUUUUAUAGUAAUUUUCUAUGUAUCAAAAUCUGUGAAUUGUUUGAUAUACAACUUUCAGUCUGGUGAGAUUGUGCAGGCAUAAUAAAGGGUAUUUGCUUACUAAA